GAAGUCAAAAAUAUGUUUGAAAUCUUUUAGACUAAGGUCAAUACAUAACUGCUGAAAUUCAAAUCUGAAGCUCAAAUAUUUCUUGAGGUCUCUGCAAGAGUAAACUAUAGCGAAUGGUAGAUCUACGCAAAAUUUGUUUAGUGAUAUAUUAUUAGCCAUAUAGUUGGUAUGCAUGCAUGCGAGUUGAAGCCAAGGCAAAUCUCCCUAGGAUCACUUGUCGUCUGUUCUGCGCCAGAGAUUUACGUAAGAUCAAAAUGGCUGGUAUUGCGUCCACAGUCUACAAUGUUAUCUGCCGCCGCAGUUCAACAUUUGCGCUGGCUAUAAUUGCUGGCACGUUCGUUUUUGAACGUACUUUUGACACCAUAUCCAACCAAAUUUUUGAUUCUUAUAACAAAGGAAAACAAUGGAAGGACAUCAAACACAAAUAUGAGAAGGAAUAAGAAGAGACCACAAUAUGCGCAUGCAAUAGUAUUUAAUAUUUCAUAAACAUGAUAAUAUAAAUACAUAAUUUCGAUGGAUGAAAAGUAUAUUAUAAGUAGUUGAAUAAAAAAUAUUACAUAUAUCUAGAGAA
Molecule: messenger RNA, 571 nt
Organism: Neodiprion virginianus
Lineage: Eukaryota; Metazoa; Arthropoda; Insecta; Hymenoptera; Diprionidae
Gene: ox
Product: cytochrome b-c1 complex subunit 9
Exons: 3
Coding region: 177-440 (87 amino acids)
Biological process (GO): mitochondrial electron transport, ubiquinol to cytochrome c
Source: RefSeq, a predicted model, not a curated record